This is a messenger RNA of Colletotrichum abscissum, 312 nucleotides long. RefSeq lists its product as uncharacterized. The transcript has a single exon. Lineage: Eukaryota; Fungi; Ascomycota; Sordariomycetes; Glomerellales; Glomerellaceae. Bases 1 to 312 code for a protein of 103 amino acids. The record is from RefSeq and is a predicted model, not a curated record.
AUGAGCAUGAGGCCUGCGACCAUGUGGUUCUUUGUUGCACCAUGCCAUACCGCCGGCUACGCAUACAGGCUUGUCUUCCCUUUUGAGAAGAACGAUGCUGUGAGAUGGCUUUCCUGGGAGAUCAAGACAUCUACUUCCGAAAAGAACGAAGAAUCACACUUUCAGUGUUUUGAAACCGUUGGUUUCAGGAAAUCUGGAUUGAACGCUCUGCCUGGGUCCGGCCGUUUGGAUCAUCGUAUCAGCGUGACGGACCGGUUUGAGAACAUCAGUGUCAAAGACCACGCUAUUCCUGCUGGAAACGAGACGCAAUAA